Lactuca saligna is the source of this 639-nucleotide messenger RNA. The record is from the annotation of a GenBank genome assembly. NCBI's taxonomy places the organism in Eukaryota, Viridiplantae, Streptophyta, Magnoliopsida, Asterales, Asteraceae.
AUGGAAAGAUUAACAGGAGAAAAAUGUGAGAACUUUUCUUAUUGUCUUCUUGAUAUCGAUUUUCCAAAAGGUUUGAGGUUAAUUAGGAAUGAAAAUGAUUAUUCCACUUUUAUAUCCAUUCUGUGUGAAUAUGGUGUUGAACUCCCAUUUUAUGUAGACCAUUUUGGCACUACUAACAUGCAAGAGUGGUUGGAUGAAAAAAGAGAGGAAGUGGUUGAUACUAUCCAUGAAGAAGUUGUUGAUGAUCUCCAGGAUGAUGGUGAAACAGAUGAGAUAUGGCAUACAGAUGAUAAUGCCAACCCUCAUUUUUUCAAAAAAGAUAAUGACCUAGAUUGUGAGAUAAGGGAGAAUAUAGGUGAAGGUGAACCUGUUGAUGUUGACAUGGGGGAGAAUGAAGAUGAUGAGGCUGAUGUUUCUACUGAUUUGCGAAAUAUUUUCAAUAAAGGGCAACCAUGGAAGGAGCCACAACCUGUGUUAGGUAGGGAUGCUAACAACGGCAUAUUCCCAAUUGCUUGGGUUGGUGUAUGUGUAGAGAACAAAGACAAUUGGAAGUGGUUUAUUGAUAAUCUUACUGAAUACUUGAACCUUCAAUGUCAAGGAUUUGGGGUUGUGCUAAUACCUAAGCAACACAAGGUAUGA